Chara braunii is the source of this 8135-nucleotide messenger RNA. The record is from the annotation of a GenBank genome assembly. Lineage: Eukaryota; Viridiplantae; Streptophyta; Charophyceae; Charales; Characeae.
GCAGAGACUGAUGCCAGGAGGGAUCCACGGUGGGGUUGGGUGCCACAUGACGCCCCCCUUCUUUGUGGUCGUGUGAGGAUGCCCAUGUGUGACGCCAUGGGCAAUGUAUGGACCAUGUAUUACAUAAACGGGAGCUUCGUGUCCAGGCACCUGAACAGGGAGGUGACUGAAGAGGAGAAGAUGACGAUGGCUUGUCCCACAGCUGCUGCUUGUUGUUUUUCGCCGCCUCUUCGGAACCCUGUGGAGCUCGAGGUGGCAGAGGGGAAAGUGUUCGUGGGUGAGCAGGGGUACACAUACACGCAUGCUAGAGGGGAGGAAGCUACUGCUGAUGGAUUGUCCCCGCUGGUAUGGAACCCGCCCAACCUGAAGCCUGACGUUCUGGCUGCCAUGGACAUUACGGCCCAUGUCAUCCCUGAGGGGCAGUUGCCGCACCAUGUGGCCCCUCAGAAGUAUGGAUAUCGUGUGAAUUGGAUGCCAGGAUGUCUGCAUCCUGCAACAGUUGAUGGCAAGGUGACCAUGGCGGCCAAACUGCAGACAGGCCAUUGGUUGCCCUUGGGGUGGAUGCAUGCAGGCAUGGUGGAGCAGUGGCAGUUCCUGGUGGUACUGGCACGUGUGUCCAUUUUCAAUGCAGAUGUGAAGGAGCACGUUCUGGUUGUGGAGCAUGCAAAGCGGUGCUGGGAGACGAUAAGGGAGGAGGACCGUCAGAUGGUGUGCAUGGGUUACGACUCCAUGCCAGAGCAGGGGAUGUGGUCCAUGGUUGAGGGGAGUCCUGGUGGGCAAGGGCAGGGCAAUGGGGAGAACAUGUACAUGGCUCACAUCCGCCGCAGGCAUGGAUGCUCCGCCCAUGUUGGUUGGGUCCCGCCCGUAUGUCGCCUGACAUACGAGCAAGGUGGAGAGAUGACGAUUAUGUUCAAGGACCCGCUUGGUUUGCCGUUUCUGCUGACGUACUCGGAUGGCCUUCUGCGAGACAUUCGGUAUAUGGUGCACGAGGACACCCGAGGUGGACUUCAGAGGCCGGGACAGACGGAGGAGACGCGCCUGGGGCAUCAGGGUGGUUUGUCUGCUGAGGUGGAGGGCCCACGUGGCAGUGAGCGAGUUGCAGGGUGCUCUGCAGCGCAGGCUGACGUGGCCGGGCCCAACAACACUGCGAUGUCCCACAGCCCGAGGAAGAGAGAAGAGGUCAAAAGACAAAGCAGUUGCAUCAUGUCGAUGUCGGUAGCACAGGUGGCGAAGGUUCUCGCAGAGGUGAUAAAGUAUGCUGAGGACCGAUUCCACUACAACUGUCGUGGCGAGUUGUCUUUGGUGGAGGAGAGGGUGCCGCGCGAAGGCAUGCGCGACGAAGGACUUGUCGACAUGUCAAUGCAGCAGAGAGGGGGGACCUAUACACCUGUGGCUUUCAGGAAGYUCAUGGUGAGUGUGGCGAAGGGAUGRGACAUGCUUGUUGAAGGGACGAAGGACGAGUUGAAGAGGGGUGCUGCAGAAAUACUAGUGCUGUCCAGAAUCAAGGACAUGACACAAACACCGCCCCAGGACUUUCAAGAGCUUCCCAUUAUUAUUGCAGACGGUGUGAAAUACGUUCUGCUUGACCAGCUAUGUGAUCUCAUGGGGAGGUCAGAGGACGACAGGAACGUCAUUCAUGAGAUGUUGCACGAAGUCACAGAGUAUGCCAUGCAGGGUCGAGAUGUCAUUGAGUUUGAGCCCGCGUCGGCAGGAGAGGAGAUCAUUAGUGGCAGACCAUUGUGGGGGGGCUUGUUGGGUUGUGCUCUGGAGCGGCUUGGUCUUGCAACCUACGAUGUCGAGAGACAGAGAGAAAGGGAAGAGGGUUGGAGGAUGAUUGCCAGUGAAACAAGGUUAACGGUCAUUGAAGAAACCGGGGAGACAUCAACAGCACAAGAUACGAGCGGGGCGAUGGUGGUUGACGUGUCUACCUUGCACACACCAUCGACAGAGGAGUUGGGGUAUAUGGACACUUGUGAGCGUUUCUUCUUCGGGGAGCAGCAGGAGGACGAGCACACAGACGAUGCACAGCACAGAGUCGAUGCAGAGGAGGAGGAUAAGGAAGAGUGCGAGGGGUCUGACGUGGAUGUGAGCGGCAGCGACGUCAGCAACGACGAAGCGGACGACGACAAUAACGUGUACUACGAUCUCAAGACAGCGGGUGGACAAGUAACCAAAGGUUGGGCACAUGCAAUCCUGAGGUUGGCACGAGUAUUUCCUGAUCCGCACAACGUGCUGCGUGUGGUGUUCAAGGGGGCGACACCUGAUGGUGCCAUGCAGUAUGCUGCAGUGACCACCAUAAUGCGAUCCGGCAAGAAGGGGAAAAAAUGGUCACGUAUCGGCAAGGCAUGGUUUGUUCUGGUGAACAGAGAGGCUGUGCUAGCAACAUCGCUGACAUGGGGACUGAACCUGAGUUGCCUCCUGCAUGGCGCAGUGGCCACAGCUUGGGGAGAGACAUUGCACCCCGGCUUGUCGACAGGGGAUGCAGUAGAAAUGGACAGCGGUCCACUGGUGUGCGACUGCGGCAGACCUUUCAUGUCCUUACGGACUUUAAACUCGCAUUGUGCGAGGGCAUGCCCGGCCGUGGUGGAAGAGGGGGCGCAAAGGCAGGAGAACAAUGCUGCCCACGACCCGGGGUCAUCCGACAUGGGCGCAGCAAAUCUCGCAGCUGAUGACAGCGACGACGCGGGGCCAGAGGACAACGCGAACGGGGCAGCGGGUGACAACGCAGAGCCGGAAGCGCAACCCGUCGAGCCUUUUGACAGCUCGCGCAGGCUAGCAGCGCUUAUUUUGUCCGCACGUGGCGGCGUCGGUAUGUCGCAUUGCGACGUUGAUGCUCUCUUGUCGCUUCUCAAAGACCCCAUUCUUGUCGAUAAUGCAGGUCGCUCCAGCGCAUUUAGGAAGCGAAAGGCCGUCAUCUUCCACAAGGCCCUUUCGAUGGUCUUGCAAGCUGCAAAGGAGGCGUCGCACGACGGCAUCACGAUACCAUCGACGGGAUUCGGGGACGUGACUGUCCACCCUUUCCUCCUCAACUAUAUACAGGACUAUCCAGAACGAUGUGCGCUGGCGAAUGUGAAGUUUGGUGUAUGCCCCACAUGCACCGUGUCGAAAACGGACCUCGAUGUUGUGGCCGAUUUCACGGACUGCAGGAGAUCCCAGACGCUGGAAACCCAACUCGUAGAAGCCCUGUUCACGGCGGACGACGAUGACGUGCGUCACGAAGCGGGAGGGCGAAUGGCAGAGUUGGACAUGCAUAGGCAUGUUGAACAGAACGGCCUUUGGGGGUUCUACAGGGGGCCGAGCGGCGAUGAUCCUCAGUUAGACUACCACCUCGCAUUGCAACCAGACCGUAUGCACACGAUCGAACAUGGCAUAUUCCUGCACAUGGUCGACGCAUUCAGGGCGACAGCCUUUGAGAAGUUGCCGCACACACCGCAAACUGAGAUCCUGAAGGAACUCGAUGCGAGAUUGCAAUGCGUUAGUGAGAGAUGUACGCGAACAUAUCCCCAACUUGUGUUGCCCGUGACCACAGGCAGCGAUUUUUUUUCUAGAGAGGGACGCUUCGAGGCGAAACAGAACCGGUCUGUGAUGACAGUGUGCAUGUUCCUCAUUUUUAAUAUAAUCCCACGCUCGACAGGCAAGGGCAUUAUCGCCUGUUUCGUCAAGCUGAUGCAAAUGUACGUACGUUUGUUUUGGCGCACAGCACACACUCAAGCUUCCCUCGACGAAUGCGACGCGUUGAUGACGGACUUCGUAACGACCAUCAAAGCGAAAUUGGGAAGAUACCAACCAUCGAAUUGGAAACUCCCGAAGUUGCAUGAUCUUAUGCACAUGAGAGCGAGUAUCGAGCAAUCUGGUGUGGCCGACACAUUCACUGCAGACGUUUGGGAGCAUCACCACAGGAGAUUCUGCAAACAACCGUACUUGUCAUCGAACAAAAAGAAAGCGUCAACGCAGAUGGUCAACCACGUGCGCCGGUCGCUGGCUUUGCAGGAGGAGACCGGAAUUGUAAGGAAAAGAAGGAAAAGGGCCGUUGAGAAUAGGUCUUCUGUGACGGACUGUAUGGCAGUGAGGUUGAACACCCUGGCACUAUGCGACACGUCAAUCCUUCAACUGCGCUGGUUCAACAUCGAUCAAGACCAGAUACACGAGGUGGAAGGCGUUGACAGUCGUGCGUGUCAGAUACUCGAAGAGCUCCCUUUCAGAACCAAUUUUCGAGCAGCGAUUACGGCGUACAUGGCGGAGAAUGGUUGUCAACCUCCUACCGAUGAUCUCGCUAUAUACACGCGAACACAUCUCGCCAUCGCUUGCACGCAGGACGGAACAAACAGGGGCACACUUGUUCAAACUGCACGAGCGUCGCCGCGGUUUCACGGGAGACCAGUGCACAGCGACGUCGCAAUAAGAGCAGCCAACGAAUGUACGUGGUUCGCAUCAGUGGCCAUGUUUUUCGUCGUCGAUGCACCCACAGACGGCGGCAAUGUGGAACACAAGUGCGCUUUUGUGCAGUGGUACAAAGAGGUUGACAGUGAACGGGAACACGUGACAGGUUGCAAGGAAUUGAAAUGGGAGAAUGCGAAUGGACAUCAGCACAGCAGCGUCGUUUCGACCGACACCAUCGUGGACACCGUUCACAUUGGGCCAUACCAGCGCACCGAAACGGGUAAUGAUGACAGGGACAGAAAACCGUUGUUGCCAACGAGCAGCCGGAGGUCAGCACAGAGCUGGCAGGACAUGUUAUCAGACCCUUGGCGCGCGGAAAUGUACGAUUUACUGACUGAGGGUGCAGCGGAGUGGCCCCGGUCCAGCGGGGAACAGUCUUCCUGUUGUGUGGGAAAACGGAAAGCAGGGGACAUGACUACUGCGAGGGAUGAGCAGACGGACAUCACCGACGUGAACGAAUUGUUCCCUUUUACAUGGAAAUCUGCGCAACACGCCAUACCCGCAUCAAAAUCCGACAUUGAACGGUUGUCGGACGACGGAUGGCUGAAYGACAAUAUUAUUGACAUUUAUUUGCAGUCUGUGUAURAAGAGGUUGGGCGGGGCCAGGACAGGUCUUCUGUUCACGUCUGCACAACUUUCUGGCAUCCCGAGGUCGUCGCCAAUGAAAGUUUUGGGCAGUUGAGGAAAAAAGGAUGGGAGGACGCAAUUAAGAUCAGAGCACAGAAGUUGCAUCGACUGUGCAACGAACUGCGACUCGCAUCGGUCACUGUGAUACCAGUGAAUUGUAACAAACACUGGACUCUUCUUCUGUUGCUGAAUGUGAGGUCUUUCUUGGAGGUCACUGCGGAUAGCCGCAUAUCCGACCCUCCCAUUGCUAUCGUCGUUGACUCAAUGAGAGGAAAAAAGCGAGAAGAAUGGACGGCGUUGCGAAAACUUUUGUGGCACGAGUACCUUCACGAGGCUUCUAAUUUGCAGUGUCUCACCCUUGAAAAGGUUCAUUUUUCGUGGGUGACAUGCAGGAAUCUGGCAGGAAGUAAACUUGUGCAUGCAGAAUGCCCGCAACAGAACAAUCAGACGAACUGUGGUGUUUAUGUGUGUUCCAUCGCUACCACCCUAAUACAAUUUCUCGGAAGAACCGCGGCAAAGGAUGUGAGGGCGAAGGACGUACUGGAAGUUAUCAAACUACAACGGUCUUUGAAACCUGCUGGAAAGAAGGACAAGUGCCGGAAGAAAUCGGGGUCUGAGAAGAGGGAGUCGAAAGAGCAUCGCAGAAGCGGUGCCGGCCUCUCCGCGAAAACGGUGCACAGGCGCAGGCGUAAAUCCGGGUCGAAAGUUACAGUCCCUUCGAGUGAGCGGGACAUUUCAACGUUGAAAGAACGUAACGAGUCGGCCCCCUCGACCCCUGUCGGGGGAAAGCGCGGAAGAGGCGCCGAGAACCGUCCGCCAAGGGCCCCAGAAAAAAAAUCGCGGGAUGAUAGAAGCGCGACUACUCACCGGAGUUCAAAGAAGAGAAUAUCCUACAAAGACGAGAGACCAGUGGAGACAAUCGAUCUUGGAGGGUCUGACGACAGGCACACCACACCCCAAGCGGAAGAAGAGGAGGAACACGACCGUUCCACGCCAGAGAAGUCAGACGGUGCGGAGGAUGAGGAGGGGGGAAACGAGGGAGACGACAUCGGUCCUUCCCGCGGGCAGUCACAAGACACCGACGAGGACGACAACAGCGACGGCAAAUCGGUUAGCCAGAGUACUGGCGAAGACCGGAGCGCCGCUUCAGAAGGAGAUGAUUCGCCAUCUCCUUCGAGGAUGCUGCGCAGCGAAGGGGAACGGCAGGCACGCAAUGGCAGCGACACCGAGGAGCCUGUCGGUGACAGACAAAUCGUGCAGCACGUGAGCGCCACUGGAAAAGGGGAUAACGAAGCAGUAAUAGAGGAGAUGCAAGAGAAGAUGAAGGAGAUGGUCAGGCAAAUAGCAAAUUUCGAAAAAAAGGUCGGAACUACGUACCGGGACAAGCCUGGAUCCCCCUACUCUCUGCGAUGGGAUCGUCGGAAUACCGACCCGUGGAGAAGCGUCGAAGACCGUAACCCUCGCACGUUAGCUGAUUAUUGCACGAGGGAAAGAGAUGAAGAUGAGCGUAGACGUAGGGGCGAGGAGGAUCGAAGGCGCAGAGAAGAAGACGAUCGAAGACGUAGAGAGGACGAAGAGCGGAGGCGCAGGGAUGAUAAUAUCGACAGAGACCACCGACGUGAUGGGUAUAGAGGUGGAGAUUCUUACGGUCGAGGAGACAGAGCCGAGCAGUAUCCGCGCAGUCCCAGAGACCAGUACCCGCGCAGUCCCAGAUACGGUGGGAAUGCCGAAGGGUACCGGAGCCCGGGCAACUUUAACUCGAGGGAUAGAGAGGACUCCCGCGGUCGGUGGGAAUCAGAUAGGGACAUUGAAGCAAUUACGAGCGGACAGAGAGAGGUGGCGAUCGUAGAGAAGAGCCGCGCGGAUAGUAUGAGAGAGGAGGAUAUCCUGCGUCGCCAUCCCAAGUCCCCAAACUACCCUAGAUCUCCUGGGCCAUCUAACCUGGAUGCGAGACGACCGGCGAUUAAGUCGGCGGAGGAACAACCCCCAACCUCUAGGAACUCCUGUAUCUAUUGCCGGGGGGAUGAUCACCUCAAGAGAGACUGCCCUGACCUCAAACGGGCAAUAGAUGAGGGGCUUGUCGUACUUGAUGAUCGCAAGUACGUCAAGUGGGCAGAUAACCUCGGCGAUGUAUCAAUGUUUCCUUCAAUGAAGGAAAAUGUGGAAGCUAGACGAGUUGGACAGAGGAUUGAAGGAGAAGAAGUUAUACUUUCCCCGCGCAAACGUGGGGCGAGAAAGUUCGCGAUGAAGAGUACUCUGGAUGACAUAGACACUGUCGAACCUCUUAGACGCGCUCUCAGGCAGCCUAUGCAGUGCACGAUUCUAGAAUACUUGGCGGCCCCGAGGCCAGCACGGGAUGAAUUGCAGAUGAUUACGCGUAAGACACGUAUUCCUCUGAGCGACGAGGUCCAAAUGACGUCUAAACAGAGGGAGAUACCCACUGUUGCAGUAUCAAGCGUGAUCGCUAAGGCGGAUCGUGCCGCAACAGUAUUUUUAGAUGGGAUAGAAGGAGUGUCUCCUGACAAGUUUUGCAUUCUAGUCAAUGGAACAAUACAGACUACCCUCAACGACGAGGUGAUCCUUCAUGCCGUAAUCGAUAACGGCAGCGAGGCUGUCAUUAUAGACGAGGGCCUAGCGGUCCGAUUGGGGUUAGACCUGGAUAGGUCGUACCAAUUUGAGAUAGAGACCGCUGAUGGGAGGAAGCAGAAGGUCGCUGGAGUUUGUCACAAGGCAGCAAUUGAGGUCGAAGGACUGAGAGUGAUGAUGCAUGUUUUCGCAGUUCGGGAUUGCAGCGCAGAGCUAUUAUUGGGACGGACAUGGCUAAGUCACGUCCAUGCUGUUACUAUAGAACGGCCGGAUGGAAGUCAGAUGCUUUCCAUCAAGCGUCCAGACGGUGGGCGGAUCAUGAUGGAGACGGUAGAGGCUCGGAAUCCGAGGAAUAGAGCGGUUCUCGCCGCAGGGGACCGUGACCAGUUCCCCUUGCGAGUCGAUUCAUAAGCUUUCGUGAAAAGAAGUAUGGGCCUCUGCUUACAGAAGAAGAAGGUCAGAUAGUCGAAGUCGAGGAUUUA